Molecule: messenger RNA, 1509 nt
Organism: Pseudopodoces humilis (Tibetan ground-tit)
Lineage: Eukaryota; Metazoa; Chordata; Aves; Passeriformes; Paridae
Gene: SSTR4
Product: somatostatin receptor 4
Biological process (GO): cellular response to glucocorticoid stimulus; neuropeptide signaling pathway
Cellular component (GO): plasma membrane; neuron projection
Molecular function (GO): neuropeptide binding; somatostatin receptor activity
Source: RefSeq, a predicted model, not a curated record
GUUGCGCCGCGUUUAUUUCGCCAUGGAAAGCCGAUGCCUGCGGCGUAGGGAUGCGGGAGAGGGGGAAGAGCCCGCGUGUCCAUCCCCGCUCUGUCUUUCGCUUUAAAAGGUCCGGAUCUUCCUGGUCAUCUGAUCCAGGUCAAGCAGGACUUUCCGUCGGUGACGGAUCCCACCGGAGCAGCUUCCCGCAGCGGCCGCUUCCCCCCGGCAGGAGGGCGUGAGGCUCCUUCAAUCCCUGGAAUACUGAGAGGUUGGCGCCGGCGCCGCGCCGUCCAUGGAUCACCUCCCGCCAUGAGCACGGAGGCCGAGCAGCUCCUGGGGGCCGGGAUUCCCCUCUGGAGCGUCUCCUCCGGCUGGGCGGGCUCCGAGCCGCCCCCCAACAGCAGCGCGGCGGCGGCCGAGGCCGAGCGUCCGUCGGGGCGCGGCGAGAGCGCGGCGGAGAUCGCGGGCAUGGUGGUCCUGCAGUGCGUCUACGGCCUGGUGUGCCUGCUGGGGCUGCUGGGCAACGCGCUGGUCAUCUUCGUCAUCCUGCGCUACGCCAAGAUGAAGACGGCCACCAACAUCUACCUGCUCAACCUGGCCAUCGCCGACGAGCUCUUCAUGCUCAGCGCGCCCUUCGUGGCCACGGCGGCGGCGCUGCGGCGCUGGCCCUUCGGCCGCGCGCUCUGCCGGACCGUGCUGGGCGUGGACGGCCUCAACAUGUUCAGCAGCGUCUUCUGCCUGACCGUGCUCAGCCUGGACCGCUACAUCGCCGUGGUGCACCCGCUGCGCGCCGCCUCCUACCGCCGCCCGCGCGUGGCCAAGCUGGUCAACGGCGGCGUGUGGCUGCUGGCGCUGCUGGUGGCCUCGCCCAUCCCGGUGUUCGCCGGCACCGCCGUCACCCGCGACGGCCGCGCCGUGGCCUGCGACCUGCUGUGGCCCAGCCCGGCGUGGGCGGCCGCCUUCGUGGUGUACAGCAGCGCGCUGGGCUUCGUGCUGCCCGUGGUGGCCAUGGCGCUGUGCUACCUGCUGCUGGCCGGCAAGAUGCGCGCCGUGGCGCAGGGCGUGGGCUGGCGGCAGCGGCGGCGCUCCGAGGGCAAGCUGACGCGGCUGGUGGUCACCGUGGUGGCCAUGUUCGUGGUGUGCUGGCUGCCCUUCUACGUGGUGCAGCUGCUGGAGCUGCUGCUGCCCGGCCGGCUGGACGCCAGCGCGCACAACGCCUCGCUGCUGCUCAGCUACUCCAACAGCUGCGCCAACCCCAUCCUCUACGGAUUGCUCUCCGAGAAUUUCCGCAGCUCCUUCCAGGGCGUGCUGCGCCGCUGCCGCGCCGCCGGCCUGUGCUGCUGCCGAGGCGCCGACGGCGAGCCGGGGGACAGCGAGGACGAGGAGGAGCCCCUGGAUUACCGCGCCACGCCCCGCGGCGACGCCAAGGGCUGCGCGUGUCCCCCCCUGCCCUGCCAGCAGCACCCCCUGCGCCCCCAGCCCUGCUGCGCGCCCGGGGCCCUCCUCCCCAAAACCACCCCCUUCUAG